AGGGUCUGUAGGUAGAUAAUCAACCUAGUUCAGAUGCUGCAUUAAUUUUGGGAGCUGCAAGGCAGAACUUCUGCAUUCAGGUGUUGUGGAACAGCAAAGAUUUGAUUGUUAGCCUGGGCUGAGGUUCCUGAUCAGCCCAGGCUCUGAUUAUGACUUGAGCACCUAGAAGACACAGGGCUGCGUUCCUACAUUUAGUUAAACCCUGGAGACCCUGGCUGGGGCUGAGGGGGGCGAGGUCUUGCUUCUCUUUCUGGAUGUUACAAACUCCUGCUUUAGUGGCUGCAAGUGAGCACAUGCCCGACAGUCACUAAUGACUCAAACUGUAUGCUCAGGUUGUGGGGGGGGGCGCACUGGCUCGGCGGUGGGAGGUAGGAGGAAGGCGGCUUGAAGGAGAGAGUCCCUGCAUUCACCAAACUGCAGGGCCCAGGCACCCCAGCCUGAACACCUGACAUCAGUGUGUCCACACACCGGGCCCCAGGGCCCCCCUGUGUCAACAGAAGUCUGAGGUAGGGGAUUCUCUCCACUGAAGGAGGUGUCUUCCCUGUUGUGGCUGGUCUGUGCUCCAGCACCAGUGCCAGAUGUCAGGCAGGGGUGAGGCCCCUCCUACACAAGCUCCUCCUCCGAGCCGCCCAUGGAGGAGCAGGACCUCCCACAGCCCCACCCCCUGCAGGAGGCUGGAGCAGGAUGUUCUUAACUGAGGGUUCCAGAACUGCCAACCGCCUGGCCCAGGUCAGCUGCCUCCACCCAUGGGGAACAGCCACUGCGUUCCCCAGGCCCCAAGGAGGCUUCGGGCCUCCUUCUCCAGAAAGCCCUCACUGAAGGGAAAUAGAGAGGACAGCGCGAGGAAGCUGGCCAGCCUAUUUGGCAAUGAAGCUAGUCCCGACGGGGACGCGACAGCAGACAAGAUCUUCCAUUACAUCCCUGGGACGGAUUUCACAAGCCUGGAGAAUCCACAUGAAAAUCUGGAACAGCCAUUCCUGAGUGUGUUCAAGAAGGGGCGGCGGAGGACAUCUGUGAGGAACCUGGGCAAAGUUGUACACUAUGCCAAGGUUCAGUUGCGGUUCCAACACAGCCAGGACACGAGUGACUGCUACCUGGAACUGUUCCCCUCCCAUCUCUACUUCCAAGCCCAUGGUUCUGAAGGACUCACGCUCCAGGGGCUGCUACCGCUGACAGAGCUGAGCGUCUGCCCACUGGAGGGGUCCCGAGAGCAUGCCUUCCAGAUCACAGGUGUGUGGGUGGUGCCGUCCGCCCCAGCCCGGGCCGCGGGAGGUCUGGGGAAGGGGACUGCCCUCCACUCAGCUCCUCCGCCCCCAGGCCCGCUGCCUGCUCCCCUCCUCGUUCUCUGCCACAGUGAGGGUGAGCUCCACCGCUGGCUCUACCACCUGGAGAAACAGAUGGCCCUUGUGGGUGGCCUGCGCCGCUGCCACUCGGCGCCCCCUCAGGGACCCUUGGGGGAUGAGCUCUCCUGGAGUCUGCAGCGCAGACUGGACCAGCUGCAGAGGGCGUCGGGGCAGGAGUCAGUGUACAGUGCCAUCUGUGCAUCAAGGGUCAAGCUGCAGCACCUUCCCUCCCAGGAGCAGUGGGAUCGGCUCCUGGUCCUAUACCCUGGGUCUCUGGCCAUUUUCUCUGAGGAGCCAGAUGGGCUAAGCUUUAAGGGGGAGCUGCCACUGAGUGCCAUCCACAUCAACCUGGAGGAGAAGGAGAAACAGAUCCGCUCCUUCCUGAUUGAAGGCCGCCUCAUCAACACCAUCCGUGUGGUGUGCGCCAGCUACGGGGACUACAGCCACUGGAUGCUAUGCCUCCGCACAGUCUGCCGCAAGGACGGGGCCCCCCUGCCGCCCGGCCCUCCGAGCACCCCACAGCUUCAGGGGCCCACACAGGACCUGGCCAGCUCCGACUGUGCCAGCAUUGCCCAGCGGAGGACAGAGCUGAGGCGCAGCAGCAGCAGCCGAUCACCCAGAAGCAGAGCCAGAGGAGAAGUGCCUAGCAGGGCCACUCCACGGCCCUUGCGCCUGGACCUGGCCAAAGUCAAAGGGCCAGACCUGGAGAACAGCCCAGAGGCACUAGACCACUCUUUGGACACACCACAUUCCCCCCUGUACGCUGAUCCCUACACACCACCUGCCACCUCCCAUCGCAAGAUCACAGAUGUCCAAGGCCUGGAUGAGAUCUUCAGUGCUGUGCGAACUUCACCUGGACCAGACCCAUCUAGCCUGUUCUCUUCGGUGCCUGUCUCUGACUCUAGCUCCAGACUCUCCAGCACCCCUGGGCUCCUGGGUCCCUAUUUGCUCUCCAGCAAAAGAGCCCCACAGUCUCGCGCCUCUCAGAGGCACCGAGGCUCUGUCAAAGGCCAAGCGACACGUCCCCCUGACUCUCCACAACUUAUGAGUAGCAGCCCCCACCUGGUUACCCCAGCAAGGGAAGAUACACCCAGUCCCCUACAACUUCCUCCAGAUAGAGAGUCCUCGGUCUGGGAGAAGACCUCAUCUCCCUCCCACCAGAAGUGGCCACACCUUAGGAGGCCCGAGGCAGAGGGGGGGCUCAUCCAAUGGAUUUGAUGGGCUCCAGGCAAGCUGCUCCUCAGGAGCACUCAUCAGUGCCAACCCGGAGGGUGUCUGCAGCCAUCCCGCCCUCCGACCCACUUCAGAUCCAGAUUAGUCUGACUCCAUCAGAUCAAGGGCUUCCUCGGGAUCUGAGAGUAGAAGCACCCUUGCCCGGAUUCUGGGCCCCUCUGCCUCACCAGCAGCUACGAAGGCCAGCAGAAGCACCUCAUCGUAGUGAUAUCAUGGCCAGCAUCAACAACAACCCAGGAAGAUACAGAGGAGGCCUGGACACCCGCCAGAGCCCUCCCGAAGCUCUGUCCAUGGGGAAGGGAGGGAGAGAGGUCUGGUGGUGGGCUUUACUUGGAACUGGGGUGAUACCAUGAAUGUGAAGUUAAGAAAGUCAGGUUGCCAGUGUGUUAGUUCAGAGGGCAUGAGGGUGAAAGGUUGAUAGGGGUCAGAGAUUAUUGAAAGCAGAUGUGGGAGAGUGCCCAGCAAUCAGGGUGAGACGGUCAGUCAUUGCUGGCAAUGUGGGGUCAGAGGCACCAACACCGACACUAUAAACAGGAAAAGAGACUUUA
Molecule: messenger RNA, 3124 nt
Organism: Dipodomys spectabilis (banner-tailed kangaroo rat)
Lineage: Eukaryota; Metazoa; Chordata; Mammalia; Rodentia; Heteromyidae
Gene: Plekhn1
Product: pleckstrin homology domain containing N1
Exons: 14
Coding region: 747-2561 (604 amino acids)
Biological process (GO): positive regulation of apoptotic process; 3'-UTR-mediated mRNA destabilization; response to hypoxia
Cellular component (GO): cytoskeleton; mitochondrial membrane
Molecular function (GO): cardiolipin binding; phosphatidylserine binding; phosphatidylinositol phosphate binding
Source: RefSeq, a predicted model, not a curated record